This is a messenger RNA of Ictalurus punctatus (channel catfish), 2928 nucleotides long. It is a transcript of the gene mgrn1a, whose product is annotated as mahogunin, ring finger 1a. The coding region runs from base 354 to 1961 and encodes 535 amino acids. Gene Ontology annotation, molecular function: ubiquitin protein ligase activity. Gene Ontology annotation, biological process: negative regulation of G protein-coupled receptor signaling pathway; protein ubiquitination; endosome to lysosome transport. The transcript has 17 exons. NCBI's taxonomy places the organism in Eukaryota, Metazoa, Chordata, Actinopteri, Siluriformes, Ictaluridae. Gene Ontology annotation, cellular component: cytoplasm; nucleus; early endosome. The record is from RefSeq and is a predicted model, not a curated record.
CGUCUCGCGGGGUUGCUCGUGUUGUUUCCAGUGACGAGUCUGGAUCACUGUUAGAGUGUUGUUUAUAUUGGGCAUAUACAUAUAUAUUAUUAUUAUUUUUAUUUUAUUUAUCUUUGUCUGUCUGCGCUCUGUCGCAGUGAGUGGCUGUUCAACAUAUUUUACCCUGAGUAGGAUAGUAUUGUUCUGGGAUCAGCGAUGAACGUAACAUUUUUACCAGGAAAGAUGGGAAUGUAUCUCUAACGGUGGAAAGAAACAUUAGCCAACUAAGCGAGAAGCAGCCUGCCAAAAAAAGCCAGUCUACUUCCUGCUUCCUUAUAGCUCCAAGCUUUUCAGGUGGACAUUACUAUCUAAACAUGGGGUCAAUACUUAGUCGAAGAAUUGCUGGAGUUGAAGACAUCGACAUUCAAGCCAAUUCCGCUUACAGAUAUCCUCCCAAAUCAGGAAAUUAUUUCACCAGCCACUUUUUUAUGGGAGGCCAGAAAUUUGACACUCCCCAUCCUGAGGGAUAUCUGUUUGGAGAAAACAUGGAUUUGAAUUUUUUAGGAAACAGACCUGUUCAGUUUCCCUAUGUGACCCCUGCACCUCAAGAGCCUGUGAAGACCCUGAGGAGUCUAGUGAACAUCAGGAAAGACUCUUUACGACUCAUUAGGUACAAAGCUGAAGCUGAAAGCACUGCAGAAGAAGCUGGAAAUCCGGGGGUUUUGUACGGCGUGGAGUUUUACUUUGACACUGAUGCCAGGGUGGCAAUAACACUAUACUGCCAGGCUUUUGAGGAGUUUUCUAAUGGAGUGGCAGUUUAUACUCCAAAAACAACAGCUAUGGCAUCUGAGACAGUCUGCUAUAAGAGAGGGAUAAACCAGCAGUUUUCUCUGCCAUCUUUCAAGAUUGAUUUCACUAAAUGGAAACCAGAGGAGCUGAACUGUGACCUGGACAGAGGUGUUUUCCCUCUGGUGAUUCACGCAGUUGUGGAUGAUGGAGAUGAUGUCGUUGGACACGCUCAUGUACUUUUAGCAGCAUUUGAACGGCAUGUUGAUGGCAGUUUUUCAGUGAAGCCUUUGAAGCAGAAGCAGAUUGUUGAUCGCGUCAGCUACCUGCUCCAGGAGAUUUAUGGCAUCGAGAAUAAGAACAACCAAGAAACAAAGUCUGUAGAGGAUGAGAACAGUGACAACAGCAGUGAGUGUGUGGUGUGCCUGUCAGACCUUCGCGACACACUCAUUCUCCCCUGCAGGCACCUUUGUCUCUGCAAUGCGUGUGCUGACACACUACGUUACCAAGCCAACAACUGCCCUAUCUGCCGACUGCCCUUUAGAGCGCUGCUACAAAUCCGUGCAGUGAGGAAGAAACCUGCUGGAGUGCUCUCCUCUGUCCCCUUCAGUCCAGUGCUAUCUCAGAGCUCGGACAACACAGAGAAUUCGAACUCUGAGAACAUCCCUCCAGGCUAUGAGCCCGUGUCCCUGCUGGAGGCCCUGAAUGGCGUGCAGCCUGCAUCUCCUGCUCUGCCUUCAGCCCCCCUGUAUGAAGAGGUCCAGUACUCAGGAGAAAUGGGUGAUCCACUGACCCUCAGCAUGAAGCAGCAGAGCACCGUGGAGCUCAGUGCAGAUCCAGCAGCUCUGAAAUCCAAACUCAGCAAGUCACCAGAUGGGUCUACACGUUCCCCCACAUCUCCUAUACAGGAGGAGGAGGAUGAGGAGCAUCUGUCUGAUCUAUCUGAUGCUCAGCCUCGCCCCGUGCGGCCCUACAGUCCAGCUCCCACUGAGGCAACAGUAGAUGGGGUGGAAUCAGAUCCAGGAUCCCCUAACACAGAUUCAGAAGGCAGGUCUGUGGGGGUGUCUGUGAGUGAGAUCCUGCAGGACUGCCACAGUGCACGCAGCAGCCUGAGCCGCACUGAGAGCGAUCCCUCAGCAGACAUGGCACUGCCUGCAUCUGAGUCCUGGUCUACUGCUGUUGAGGAAUGUUCAUAACGUUCUCUUUUCAGGGUCAUCGGGGUCCAUUGAGAGCCUGAAGAGUCAGAGCACCAGCAGCUCCAUCCAACCUUUGCUUUGCCUCCCCAGCAGCCUGUGCAUCGAGGACGAGCUCCUCAGUCCCUAGCAGCACUACGCUCCUGUGUGCCUCUGCUUUAUCCUUUCUGCUACAGUCAAGAGUCUACUUCUAAGAAUAGCACAAUCACUAAUGUCUCUUGAAAGCUAUUAAGAAACACCAUUGCUCAUUUGAACGGCUCAGAUGAAUGUCCCUCUGCUCUGAACUACAGAUCUCCCAAGCAUUGACAUUCCUUUAAGGUGAAUCUUUUGUGUUUUAGUGUCUUCCAAAAAAAAAAAUCACUAAAGCAGAGGUACUCGAUUCAUAGUCUCUAAGCGGGCUGGCAAGUAUCACUGAUGUUCCCAAACUAAUGAACAAAUAUCUCACUGCUCUGACACGUCUCUGAUUGUAGUGAUGAUUUUUAUUUAUAAGACACUACUUUUUUUCUUUUUUUACAGUAAUAGUGCAAUCAUGUAUGGUCCAAUCAGUUUCUUGUAGAUCCAUUUAUUUCUUUUUUUUUCUUCAGGUUUUUUUUAUGUAUUGCUAAGUGAGUGCAAAGUCAAGUCCCUUUUUGCAAGACAUCCAUAUCCAUCUGUCUGUCAAUCUCUGCCUUUGGUCAAAGUGUUAAAAAUUGGAAACUUGAUUAAGCUUUAGUAGCUGACUUAACAUUAAUGGUCUUUUUAUUUACAUGAAGGGUCAGGAUAUAUAUUAAGACUAGUCCUAGACUAAAAUGUUUUUAACACUUGAAAAUGUGUGUUUUGAUCUCGGGCUAAGCAUAAUCUCUGACUUAUAGCCAGUCUAGUUAGUCAGAACCAUGGCUUUUUAGUAAUUCACUACUUCUACACUCUGUAGAAUGAAUAUUGUAUAUUUGUAUGUAGUUAAAUCAUUUUAUCAUAAAGUGCUGUACACAAA